AUGACGUACAACGAUUUCUGGUGGCGUGGACCGAGAUGGCUGGAGAAGCAACCCGAAAAUUGGCCAGAACCUCCAGAGCUAUCAAGCGGAACUGAAGCGGACAAAGAGAAGAGACAUACAGCUGUCGCAUGUAUUAAUUCUUCAGCCGAGGAAUUCAACGAAUGGUACCUAGGACGUUCCUCAUCAUACAUCGAGCUCGUUAGACGAACUGCGUAUUGGUUACGGUAUCUGAAUCUGUUGCGUACACCACGAGGUCAACGAAAUCCACCGAAGUUUCUCACAACAGCGGAGCUGAAGGACGCAGAAGUCAACCUGGUCCGGAGAGUUCAGCAGGAAUGUUUCGUAGAAGAAUGGAGGACACUGUCUAAAGGAGACUCUGUUCCGAGAAAGUCGUCACUGCGUUGGUUCAACCCGUACAUAUCAGAGGAUCGGGUGAUUAGAGUAGGAGGGCGACUUGCGCAUUCGAAAGAGCCAGAGGAUACGAAGCACCCUAUGGUAUUACCAGCACGCCAUCAGCUUACCAAGCUGAUUUUACGUUAUUUCCACGAAAAACUACUGCAUGCUGGGCCGCAGUUAUUAUUGGCAACUGUUCGAUUACGUUUCUGGCCGCUGGGAGGAAGAAGCGUGGUUCGAAACGUAGUACACCGAUGCAUGAAAUGCUUCCGGGUGAAACCAUCAUCGAUCGAGCAGUUUAUGGGGGAGCUGCCAGCGCCACGUGUUACUGUAUCCCGACCGUUUUCUCAGACCGGCGUAGAUUAUUGUGGGCCAUUUUUUGUCCGGCCAGCACCUCGCCGCCCAGUGGUAAAAAUGUAUGUCGCUGUGUUCAUUUGCUUGUGUACCAAGGCGGUGCACCUCGAACUUGUUUCGGACCUGACUACUGACAGGUUCAUCCAAGCCCUGCGACGAUUCUCGGCCAGAAGAGGAAAAUGCGAAGAUUUGUACUCCGACAAUGGCACAAACUUCGUUGGAGCGCGGAACAAGUUGAAGGAAUUGGAGGAGCUACUAAGAACGAAGGAACAUCGAGAGGGUGUGGCAAGACACUGCUCGGAACAAGGGACACGAUGGCAUUUUAACCCGCCGAGUGCUCCUCACUUUGGAGGCCUAUGGGAGGCCGCGGUACGGUCCGCCAAGAUUCAUCUUGUGAAAGUAGUAGGAGAAACGCCGUUAUCACCCGAGGAUUUUACCACGUUGCUCGUACAGGUAGAGGGUUGUUUAAAUUCCAGACCGUUGACGCCAAUGUCGGACGAUCCCAACGAUCUGGAGCCAUUAACUCCGUCGCAUUUUUUGAUUGGUUCCAGUCUGCAAAGCUUACCGGAUUCUGAUUUGGAAAAUGUCAAACUGAACCGGCUGGAUCGUUUCCAAUUAAUGCAGAAGCUGCUCCAAGAUUUUUGGAAGAGAUGGCGGCGUGAAUACUUGUGUCAGCUCCAAGGGAGAAAUAAGCGAUGGAAACCACCGAUUAAGGUCGAUAUUGGUGGGCUAGUAAUAAUUCGGGAGGAUAACCAACCUCCAAUGAAAUGGAAAUUAGGCCGUAUCACUGCUGUCCAUCCUGGUACCGACGGGAUUUUCAACCUUCCCAUUCCCUUUCCCGUCGAAGAGGAUAUUCUAUUUAAUUUCAGAAAUUGGAUCAAUUCCUGGGUGGGUGAGGAUGUUGUGGAGUAG
Molecule: messenger RNA, 1659 nt
Organism: Armigeres subalbatus
Lineage: Eukaryota; Metazoa; Arthropoda; Insecta; Diptera; Culicidae
Exons: 2
Coding region: 1-1659 (552 amino acids)
Biological process (GO): DNA integration
Molecular function (GO): nucleic acid binding
Source: RefSeq, a predicted model, not a curated record